Molecule: messenger RNA, 4371 nt
Organism: Asterias rubens (European starfish)
Lineage: Eukaryota; Metazoa; Echinodermata; Asteroidea; Forcipulatida; Asteriidae
Product: valine--tRNA ligase-like
Exons: 25
Coding region: 127-3420 (1097 amino acids)
Biological process (GO): valyl-tRNA aminoacylation
Cellular component (GO): cytosol
Molecular function (GO): valine-tRNA ligase activity; ATP binding; aminoacyl-tRNA deacylase activity
Source: RefSeq, a predicted model, not a curated record
UAGUUUUAAACAUGGCGGCGCCCAUGAACAUCGUCAGUUCGGUCGCUCUUGAAGCACCAGAAAGUUUACAGUCUUUUGGCCAUCUAUGAUCUAUGUAACCAAAAUAUCAGGUAAAAUAGCUUUCAAAUGUUUUCUUUGUACUUCUCGCAGAGAAUUUCGUCUCUGAAUUGCCGGUAUGUUGGACGGAGAAACGGUAUUUGGCGGGCCCGGCGCUGUCGACACUCGGCAGGCUCGGCGGAAGGCGAUGGGACGGGAGAAGAUGGUGCAACCGGGGCGGCAGCAAAUCCUGGUAGUGACAGCACAACUGUGGAGACGGACGAUAGAAAGAAAAACAACACAAGUAACAAAUCAGACAGAAUGCAAUCAAAACUUGAGAAGUUACGCAGACAGCAAAAACAACAGGAACUUCUUCGUAUGUCAAAAGUUAUGAAGGUUCAGUCUCAGCCGGCCAGAUCGUGGAAACCAAAGGAAAUCAUUACUUAUGACAUACCAACAAUGCCAGGGGACAAGAAAGAUACCAGCGUGCCACUCCCGAAAUCCUACAGUCCGGCCUAUGUAGAGUCUGCGUGGUACGCAUGGUGGGAGAACAUGGGUUUCUUCAAACCGGAGAAUGCGGAUGCCAAGAAUGCCGAUAAGAAACCGUACGUGACGUGCCUCCCACCACCCAAUGUCACCGGGAUGCUUCAUCUGGGACACACCCUCAUGGUGGCUAUUGAGGAUAGCGUUGUCCGAUGGAAUAGAAUGCGAGGGAGACCAACUGUGUGGGUACCGGGCUGUGAUCAUGCGGGGAUUGCCACCCAGAUCAUGGUGGAGAAAUCUCUAUGGCAGAGCCAGCAGAAGACUAGACAUGACCUCGGCAGGGAGAAAUUCACCCAAGAAAUAUGGAAAUGGAAAGAGGAAAAAGGGGAUGAGAUAUAUCGACAGCUGAAGAGACUUGGAGCCAGUCUAGAUUGGGACCGUGCUAAGUUCACCAUGGAUGAGAGCUAUGCCCGUGCAGUGCAUGAAGCCUUCAUUCGUCUUCACGAUAAGGGAACAAUUUAUCGAAGCACUCAGCUAGUCAACUGGUCCUGCUCUCUGAAAUCUGUCAUAUCCGAUAUAGAGGUUGAGACCAAGACACUGACCAGCCGCUCAUUUAUUCCAGUACCAGAAUAUGCAGAACCUGUGGAGUUUGGUACCCUGACUCUGUUUGCUUAUCCAGUCCACAAUUCAGAUGAAACAAUCACCGUAGCAACCACCCGCCUUGAGACCAUGCUAGGAGACACAGCAUUGGCCGUUCAUCCAGACGAUGAUAGAUACAGACAUCUGAUUGGCCAAUCAGUGGACCACCCUUUCACUCAGAAACCUCUGCCCAUCAUUGCUGACCAUUCGGUGGACAAAGACUUCGGAACGGGUGCUGUGAAGGUUACUCCUGCCCACGAUUUCAACGACUAUGAAAUGGGUCAACGCCACAACUUGCCGUCUAUCAUCGUUAUCGAUGACACAGGUCACAUGACCAGCGUGUGUGCACAGUUUCAAGGCCUUAAACGUUUUGAUGCACGAACAGCUGUUUUAGAAGCAUUGGCGGAAAAAGGAUUACUUGUUGAAAUGAAGGACCAUCCAAUGGACAUUCCACUGUGCAGGCGUUCAAAGGACAUCGUUGAGCCAAUGUUGAAGACUCAGUGGUUUGUCGAUACAAAACAAAUGGCCGAAGAUGCUGUUAUUGCUGUAGAGAGUGGAGAUUUGAAGAUUAUACCAGAGUCUCAUAAGAAGACAUGGUACAACUGGCUGAAUAACAUCAGGGAUUGGUGCAUCUCCAGACAGCUAUGGUGGGGGCAUCAGGUUCCUGUUUAUCAAAUAACCACCACCAACGAGGAGACAAACCACCUGGACAUGGUGGCAGUACGUUGGGUUGCAGCUCACUCCCAUGAUGAAGCAAUAUCAAAAGCUGCAAAGAAGUUUGAUCUUCCUGCUGCAAUGAUAAAAGCUGAGCAAGAUCCUGACGUCUUAGACACUUGGUUCUCCUCUUCCUUGUUCCCGUUUGCAGUUUUUGGAUGGCCAGAUCAAACUUCAGACUUACAUCGCUACUAUCCUACGACCAUGUUGGAGACCGGGCAUGAUAUUCUAUUCUUCUGGGUGGCUCGUAUGGUCAUGAUGGCAAAGGAACUCCUUGGUACCUUACCAUUCACUGAGGUUUAUCUUCACUCUAUGGUACGGGAUGCACACGGUCGUAAAAUGAGUAAAUCACUAGGGAACGUCAUCGAUCCUCUGGACGUCAUUCAUGGUUGCUCACUGGAGGAUCUUCACAAGAAGUUAACGACGGGAGUCAAGUUAGACGAGCCUGAGUUGACUAUCGCCCUCAAGGGCCAAGAGUCGGACUACCCCAGCGGGAUUCCUGAAUGUGGGACGGAUGCGUUGAGGUUCGCUUUAUGCCAGUACAAAGCUCAAGUGGAGGAUCUCAACCUAAGUAUAGAGACUGUUCUGGAGUGCCGCCAUUUCUGCAAUAAGAUUUGGAAUGCUACAAAGUUUACUCUAAGCAAGCUUGGAGCUGACUAUAUUCCUUUACCAAUCAAUGAGAGUACAGUGGCGCUUGGACCCAUGGACCGCUGGAUUCUUAGCCGGUUAUCAUCAGCUGCCGAUGUGUGCAAUACAGCAUUUGAGGAGUACCAGUUUCCAACAAUCACGAGUGCAAUACGUGAAUUCUGGCUCAACACAUUCUGUGAUGUUUACUUGGAAUCAGUAAAAGGCGUGCUCAACUCCAGCGACCCUGAAGUGGUCCGUGCGGCCCAACACACCCUCUACCAUUGCGUACACUCAGGCCUAUGCCUUCUCAGCCCGUUCAUGCCAUACUUAACCGAGGAGCUGUAUCAGAGACUACCCAAGGUCAAAGGUCAGGACUGUCCCAGCGUUUGCCUGGCUGAGUAUCCACGCAAGGAACAUUAUCCCGCCAGAGACACACAGCUGGAGCGUGAGGUGGAUUUAGUCCUGGAGACAUUGCACACGAUGCGAUCUCUACAAGCCGAUUAUCAAUUCAAGAUGGCCGAUGCCAAAGUGCAGGUUGUGUCUGAUGACGUCACAGUGCAGAGAACACUGGAGAGCUAUUCCAACACUCUCACUGCGUUGUCAAGGUGCCCUGGGCUCGCCCUUGAAUCCACUGCACCGCCUCCCUCUGGAUGGCUCUCAACUCCAAUGAACAGCAGAGGCACAAUGUAUCUCAGAAUCAAAGACUCUGUAAAUGUAAAGUCAGCCAUCAAGAAGAUGUCAACUCGUCGCAAGAAUCUCCGAGCGAGUCUAGAUAGUUUGAUGCGAACACUAGAGGGCGCCGAUUACACUGAGAAAACGCCACUCAGAGCUCAAGAGGCAAAUGACAGGAAGAUUGAUCGUCUACGAUUUGACCUCCAGCAGGUAGAAAAUUCUUUAAACCAACUAGAAACAGCAAGCUAACAAACAUUAGACAAACAGAUUGAGCCAUUGGUUCUUUGUAGUAGGCUUCCUGGACCAAACUUCAUGGCUCUGCUUACCGUAAGCAAAGAUUUGCGCUAACGGUAGCAGGGCAUCGCGCUAACAUCGAGCAAAUUUCACGGGUUAGCAGGGAACUUUUGCUUGUGCGCAUGCGUACCACACGUUACUAGGCAUUCUUCACUUACACAUCUACCAUAAGUAAAGAUUUGACACUAACGGUAGCAGGGCAUUCCGCGCUAACAUCAAGCAUAUUUCACGUGUUAGCAGGGACUUUAUGCUUGUGUGCGUGCGUACUCCGCGUUACUAAGGAUUCUAGGGCAUCUAAAUUUGUGCGAAUGGUGCUCAAAAGCGAAGAAUUAUGUGACUCAGAGCCAUGAAAUUGGGCCCAGAUGUCUUGCUGAUGGCCUGUGCUAGGUUCUGAGGUUUAAACCCUCCUCCAUGCUGCAAGUCAAACUUUUUGGCUUACUGGUGAGCCAGUAUGUAACAGAAUAUUCCUGCAUUUGUUGGCCUGGUCAGUGGGGACACUUGUGUCCUUGAGCAAGGAAUUUUAUCGUAGUUUCUUCUCUCCAUCCAGGAGUACAAAUGAGUACCAGCGAGAGCUGGGGAGUAACCUGCGAUGGACUGGUAGCGUGUCCAGAGGGAAUAGAAAUAUUCUCAAUUGUUUAAUGCCAAGGCAACCAAAUAUAAAUGAGCCAUAUUGGCUCGGGACAGACUGAAUAUUUGUACUUCCAGCAUUUGUGUAAUCUUUGGGGUUACUUCCGUUCUUUAAAAGCUGUUGCCCUUAGAAGUGGAUUACAAAUUGAACUUUUAGAAAGAUAUUAAAUGUCCCUUUGGUUGUUAAACAGCUUUACAACAGCUUAUUUUAUUUCCUAAUUUUUGUUUUUGAUAAGCAACAUUACUGAAAGAUUAAGAGAUAAAAUAAAACAAAUACAA